AUGGAGGAAUCUACAACGACAACAACAACAUCGACGCUGUUGCCAGGGGGGUUUCACGCGUUCAAUCCGCAAGCCGACUUUUCGGAUAACAAGGAGACCAAUGUUUCACGUCCGCUUACCGAUGCUGUCAUUACGAUCCGGAUCAUCAAGUCGUUCGAGUUUCGAUCGAUGAAAGCGUACGUGAUCAAGUCGAUCGAUCUCACUACUACCACCGUUUCGGAAUUGGAAGACAUGUGUCGGGCCGAGGUGAAGCGCAAUUCGAGCUUUCGAGCGUUUCGCAGUUAUGCCGAUCAGCUAGAUACUUUGAAGCUUUACACUCGCGCGCACGGAUCCAAGACGACGAAUCUGAUCAUCAAUCUGGACCACCCGGAGUGGGUGCUCGAAGACGCCAACCUAGGCGCACUCGUCAAUGGACAGUCGAACGAGCGACUGACAAAGCAAAACACCACCUUGGCUCAAAUAGGCAUCGAAAACGAAACCGAGUUGAGCUUCUUCAACAGGCAGGCGUACGAACAAUUCCUGGCCAACCCCAACACCAAAUGGGACGCAACAGGUUGA
Messenger RNA from Mycosarcoma maydis (corn smut), 558 nucleotides. RefSeq lists its product as uncharacterized. The record is from RefSeq and is a predicted model, not a curated record. Bases 1 to 558 code for a protein of 185 amino acids. The transcript has a single exon. Lineage: Eukaryota; Fungi; Basidiomycota; Ustilaginomycetes; Ustilaginales.